CGCAGUGACGCAUUACGCACCGCCGUGUGGGAGUGACGUGCAGAGACGGGGUAACUCAGCGUUACAGUAUCGCAAGCUGCUAGUGGCUAGCAUCACUCUCCAUUCUGGUGGCGUCUACAACAUUUGUGUCGGUGUACCCUUCGUGUACAGGUGCUGAUUAACCUCCACAUUCGCCAUGAAUUUGGAACCAGCCAAGGCUGAAAUAAAAUCAGCUACUCGUGUGACAGGGGGACCUGCCACGCCUAGGAAAGGACCCCCAAAGUUUAAACAGCGCCAGACCAGGCAGUUUAAGAGCAAACCUCCCAAAAAAGGGGUGCAAGGAUUUGGAGAUGACAUCCCAGGGAUGGAGGGCCUGGGAACAGAUAUCACCGUUAUUUGCCCUUGGGAAGCCUUCAACCACUUGGAGCUGCACGAGCUGGCCCAGUAUGGCAUUAUCUAAAUACCCCUGUGUGUGUUCCUACCCAAGCCCUUUUCUGCAGGGAGAAAUCAUGUGUAACUUUACAGCACUCUGCUCUGAGGUCUGGGCAAUCAGCUUUCUGCCAUGACACAAGGCCUCACCACAUCCCAGCUGUUCUCUUCUCUACAUGUAUGUGAUGAGCUUAUGCAUUCUUCUAACAUGGUUGCCACAAUGUGAAUUUUGUAGAAGAACUGACAUUAUCCAAAUCGUAUGAUUUCUUUCCUUCUUGAUCACUAGCAGCCCUGUAUCCCUACAAGAUGAACAACAGGUUUCUUCUGAUCUACACUUUUAGCCAGCUUUUCCUUCUUCCUAACAUCUCUAAUUCUGAUUUUUCUAUAUCCAUUUGGUUAGUUGCUCUUUCAUUUACAUCCUGCCUAUACUGUAAUUCAUUCUCACCAUGCCUUUCCUAAAUGUCUUUGAUGCUAUUUUUUUCUCUCCUAUACUGAAAAAAAGCAGAGGCAGGGGAAAUGGGGUUUUGUGAAGCCAUCGGCACAACUGGCAUAUUUAUUGUGCUUAAAAACCACAGAUCAUUUUUUAGACAAGUGGCCCUAGGGCCAUUAUAAUCCCCUUAAAGGCCACAGUGGUAGCUCCAGGGCUGCUUGCGGCAUGUCCCAGUACUGACAGUGGAAACAGCAAACAAAAUGCUCUGUAGCCCUUAAUGCCUCAUCAACAUUUGAUUUUUUUCAGUCGGAUAAAAGUGCUACUAUGCUGUAACCCUGAUCCAAAAAUUUCAGCUUGUGAAAAACCCAAACCUUACACUCAUGUCUAGCUACUGUACAUACACAGUGUUUGGUACACGACAAAUGAUCACACUGAGCACAUACUCGUACCUGUCAAUGACCUUUCCUCUCCAAUAUUAUUUCCUACUUGUGUUGUGUCAGAAUCUCUUUCUGUGGUAUGCUAGUUCUCCAUAAUAAAUUAUUAUAUAUUUAGAUUGUGCAGUGUCCUUUUAUCUAUCCUUUCCCUGCUGUAUAAAUCCUUGGCUUUCUGAUCAUAAAUAAAACUAAUCUUUGUAUAUCCCCCCCCUGCAGCAUCUAGGUCCUUUCUCUCCUUGUAAUCUGAUUAUGUAAUCCUUUCACUGCACAACUGUUUUAUAAGAUAAAGAAUCACGUGUGUCUAAACCCUGUGGCAACAAAGGUGUGUUGAAAAUAAACACAGUGAUACAAAUGAUUGGGACCCUUUCAUUUAUCAGCUAUGACGUAAACUGAAGGGUUGAUAAUAAGAAAUAAUCACACGGAUACAUGAGAGAGUGUCUGUUGUUUUGUCUAAUCAGGUCAGACAGCAAUCAGAUUGACUGGAGAAGGAUCAGUUUGGAAAUAGGUUCUAUGUAUAUAUAUACUGUAUGCAUUUGAUUUUGUAAAUAAAAAUAACUGGAUUUCACUAC
Molecule: messenger RNA, 1841 nt
Organism: Xenopus tropicalis (tropical clawed frog)
Lineage: Eukaryota; Metazoa; Chordata; Amphibia; Anura; Pipidae
Gene: pde6g
Product: phosphodiesterase 6G
Exons: 4
Coding region: 176-439 (87 amino acids)
Biological process (GO): visual perception
Cellular component (GO): photoreceptor outer segment
Molecular function (GO): cGMP binding; 3',5'-cyclic-nucleotide phosphodiesterase activity
Source: RefSeq, a predicted model, not a curated record